Molecule: messenger RNA, 1652 nt
Organism: Papilio xuthus (Asian swallowtail)
Lineage: Eukaryota; Metazoa; Arthropoda; Insecta; Lepidoptera; Papilionidae
Product: WD repeat domain phosphoinositide-interacting protein 4
Exons: 8
Coding region: 146-1123 (325 amino acids)
Molecular function (GO): protein binding
Source: RefSeq, a predicted model, not a curated record
AGUCAUCAAAUCAGCUGUGUAUCACACACUGGGAACAUGUAACACAACAAAUGUGCGUAUUUAAAUUAUCGGUGUGAAAAUGUCCACUGAGACAAUUGAUAAAAAAACAACUAAAUGUUUAUGAUAAAUUCACGUUGGAAGAGACAUGGCGCGUCGGAGAAGCAGCGGUAUCACGAGCCUGGGGUUUAGCCAGGACCAAGGCUGCUUCACUUGCUGCCUAACAUCCGGCCUACGCGUUUACAAUGUGGACCCACUUGUUGAGAAGGCACAUUACAGCAAAGAGGAGCUCGGCGAGGUGUCACUCUGCGAGAUGGUGUUCCGCACGAACUGGCUGCUAGUGGUGCGCGCGCGCCGGCCCUGCUGCCUGUUGCUGCUUGACGACCAGCGCCGCGCGUUUAGCGCAGAAGUCACCUUCAAAUCUCCCAUACGAGCGCUUAGGGCGAGAAAAGACAAAGUGGCAGUAGUUCUGUCGUGUAGCGUGCAAGUGUUGUCGUUGCCGAGCCUGCAGCGCGUGGCUCUACUGCGCACGCCGCCCGCCGCGCCCGCAGCUCGCCCGCUCUGCGCGCUGGCCAGCGAUCCCAACGCGCUGCAGAUACUCGCCGCGCCCGCGCACCGCAAAGGCUCACUUCAACUACUAGACGUGUCUCGCGCAGUGAAGGGCGCGCAGUCAAGCUCGCCAGCAGUAGUGAGCUGCCACCAGUCAGAGGUGGCCUGCCUGAGCGUGGCGGCGAGCGGCUGCCGGCUGGCCACCGCCUCACGCCGCGGCACCAUCAUCCGCCUCUGGGACACCACCACAAAGCAAAUGCUGCACGAACUGAGACGCGGCUCCGAUUACGCGGAUGUUUACUGUAUAAGUUUCAACGGGGAUGCGUCGCUGGUGUGCUGCGUGUCGGACAAGGGCACGCUGCACGUGUGGGCGACGCGCGGCUCCGCUCGACAUCUGUGCUGCGCCGCCGCGCCCCCGCACCGCGCGCUCUGCGCACUCAGCGACGACCGCACCGCCGUCGUGAUAUGUGAAGACGGAACUUUUCAUAAGUUCACGUUUUCAGCUGAAGGUAACUGCCAUCGAAACGAUUUUGAAUAUUUUUUGCAGGUUGGCGACGAUGAUGAGUUCCUGCAUUGAUAUUAACGUAAAUUACUUAAAGUUUGGACUAAGAAAUGUUAUCGCGUAAGCUAUGAUUUGACAAAUUUGCAAGUCAACAUAAAGCCUCGUUUGAUGAAACUUUUUUACUAUCGUGCUAAAUGUGUGAUAUAAUCUGUGGUAUUUUGCUACUGCGCAAAAAUGUUGCCAUUGAUAAAUAAGGAUUAAAGAUGUGCAGGGUCAAAAAAUAAUUUUUAAUAAAAUUUUAAAACGAAUGCGAAAAUCUCUAAAUAAUUAAGAAAGUAUUUAUUGUCUGUUUACGAAAAAUGCACAAUAUUAUUAACGAUUUUAAAAUUAAUUAUUCUAAAAAUGUAAUUAAAUUAAAAUAGUCACUCAAAAAAUUAUUUAAAUGUUGCCACAUUUUUUAAACACCUACAUCAAUGUAAUAUCGAUUUUCUUCUUUUAAAUAUAAAUUGUAUACACCAUCUUUACUUAACCCACUAAAAAAAAUCUCUUUUCCAUAAUUAGUAGACUUAACACGUCCACUGCCGACUAGCAGGCUUCUUUAUUU